This is a messenger RNA of Abrus precatorius (Indian licorice), 561 nucleotides long. RefSeq lists its product as uncharacterized. NCBI's taxonomy places the organism in Eukaryota, Viridiplantae, Streptophyta, Magnoliopsida, Fabales, Fabaceae. Bases 1 to 561 code for a protein of 186 amino acids. The record is from RefSeq and is a predicted model, not a curated record. The transcript has a single exon.
AUGGAAGUGGCACUGUGCCAUUAUCACAUCUAUAAAUCUCGUGAUGAAAGUAGGAAUCCCAUGCUCACAGACUGGUUUAGAUUCAAUGUUAGCAUUGUUUAUCGUUCAUCGAUUCAUUCAAACAGCACCAGCUACGAAAAGUUUUGUUUCGUUGACAUUCCAAUCGUAGUUUGCAAAAGCUUCUUCACACGAGAGGGUCACAAUUUCCUACGGUCACAUUUAUUACCUGUUCGAUAUUUCACCCCUGAACUGCUUGAAAAGAUAAUACCCCCAAUAGCAUCAUGGGUUAGAGGAUUGUUCAAGUUAACUGAUAAUAAUGACCCUGGACAUGCUAACGCUAUGGGUUUGCAACCCCAUGUGUUUCCUUUGAACUUGGACAUUGAGUUUGAGUUGCCAUGCGAUCAAUGUGAGGGUGAAACGACGAAAGAGUCCAUUGGCAUGCAACAGGUUAAAUCCAUUAUUUCACCUUCUGAGAACGCUAACGCCACCGCGUCGCCACAGACGGAGUAUUGUACAAUUUGCUUGGGUGAGUGUCGAUGGUGUGAUGGUGAUAACAUGUAG